Messenger RNA from Lepus europaeus (European hare), 1184 nucleotides. RefSeq names its product GRAM domain containing 2A (gene GRAMD2A). Gene Ontology annotation, biological process: regulation of store-operated calcium entry. Lineage: Eukaryota; Metazoa; Chordata; Mammalia; Lagomorpha; Leporidae. The record is from RefSeq and is a predicted model, not a curated record. Gene Ontology annotation, cellular component: organelle membrane contact site; endoplasmic reticulum membrane; extrinsic component of cytoplasmic side of plasma membrane. The coding region runs from base 15 to 1100 and encodes 361 amino acids. The transcript is spliced from 12 exons. Gene Ontology annotation, molecular function: phosphatidylinositol-4,5-bisphosphate binding.
ACAAAAGAAACCAAAUGACGGCAAUACAAGUCCACCAGGCACACCUGCACAGCAAACAGCUCACGCCGGGAAAGACGGCCUCUCCGGGGAGCCCUGUGUCCUGCUGGAGGGAAGCAGAUCGAGUGCCGGAACCUCCAGCCUGCAGAGAGGGGCUGGCGUCUCCAGUCCCUGCGCAGAGCUGCUGGCCCGAGACCCAGGCGGAGUGGGCACGGAGGAUGCGUGGGCAGGGCUCCGGGGCCUCCUGUCCCUGGAAUGCAGCGUCCACUUGCAGCCUGCACUGGCCAGAGGGCUCCAAGGGCGGAGAGAUAAAGAAGUGUGGCCGGGCAGGGGCCCUGCUGAGUAAGUCUAACCAGCAGUACCACAAGCUGUUCAAGGACAUCCCCAUGGAGGAGACGGUGCUCAAAGUGUGCUCCUGCGCCCUCCAGAGAGACCUCCUGCUCCAGGGCCGGCUCUACAUCUCUCCCAACUGGCUCUGCUUCCACGCCAGCCUCUUCGGCAAGGACAUCAAGGUGGUCAUUCCGGUGCUGUCGGUGCAAAUCAUCAAAAAGCACAAGAUGGCGCGGCUGCUUCCCAACGGCCUGGCCAUCACCACCAGCACCAGCCAGAAGUACGUCUUCGUGUCCCUGCUCUCCCGGGACAGCGUGUACGACCUGCUCAGGAGGGUCUGCACACACCUGCAGCCUUGUAGCAAGAAGACUCUGAGUGUGCGGAAGUACCCAGAGGAGCCCAGGUGUGAGCCCCUGGAGGUUCGCAUCCCCGAGAUGAAGUGGAGGAACGUGUGCCCUGCCUCCAGGUCCCUGUCUCUCCCAGAUGACAUCCCGUGUGUCCCUCGGGCGCCCGCAGACUCCACAGACAGCUUCUUCCCCUCCAGGAAGCCUCCGGGGUCUGAGGCUGUGGCCACCGCGGAGGACCCGCUGCAGUGGGAACCCCCCAGGAGCGGCCCUGAGCUGAGGCUCUGGGAUUCACGCCUCCUCAAGGUCGUCUUCGUGCUGAUCUGCUUUCUGGUCCUGGCCUCGUCCUACCUGGCCGUCCGCAUUUCGCGGCUGGAGCAGCAGUUGUGCGCCUUCACUUGGGAGGGCCCGGUCCCAGGGCACAGGUGACACCUGCUUGCCUGUUGUCCCCACUCCUCCAAGAAGAACAUUCCACAUUCCAUGGGACCUGCAUUGUGGUGUAGCAAGUUAAGC